Amborella trichopoda is the source of this 1295-nucleotide messenger RNA. RefSeq names its product (DL)-glycerol-3-phosphatase 2. The record is from RefSeq and is a predicted model, not a curated record. Lineage: Eukaryota; Viridiplantae; Streptophyta; Magnoliopsida; Amborellales; Amborellaceae. Gene Ontology annotation, molecular function: sn-glycerol 3-phosphatase activity. Gene Ontology annotation, biological process: glycerol biosynthetic process.
UUCUAGAGAGAGAAACUUUAAACAUGUUUGGGGUCAAUGUUGGUGCAAAAAGCCAAUUGGGGAUUGGUUCCCUCUCCUGUGUUUCUGCAGGCCUCAAACUAAAGCGCCCUCUUCUUUUCUCACUCCAACACACCAGGAAGAUUCCUCCAUUUUUUUUCAGUUUUUCUCCUUCAACUGAUCGCUCCACAAAGUGCAGCGUAAAGCAGGAAGCAAAGAUGGGGACUGUUUCUCUCUCUGAAAAAUCCAUCACCCACGUCAUGUUCGACAUGGAUGGGCUAUUACUUGAUACAGAAAUAUUUUAUACUAUUGUCCAAGAAAAGAUCUUGUCUAGAUACGGAAAACAUUUUGACAUGUCAUUGAAAUCAAAAUUGAUUGGACUGAAGGCAACUGAGGCUGCUCAAGUUUUUGUUCGAGAAACAGGACUAGAUGGCAUUCUCUCCCCUGAGGAGUUUCUUAGAGAAAGAGAGGAAAUGCUUAAAAGCUUAUUUCCGACUUGUAAACUGAUGCCAGGAGUGAGCCGUUUGAUCAAUCAUCUUCAUGCUCACAGGGUUCCGAUGUGUGUGGCAACAAGUUCUCACAGACGACAUUUUGAGUUGAAGACAACAAAUCAUAAGGAUACAAUCUCCAUGAUGCAUCAUGUGGUUUGUGGUGAUGAGCCAGGAGUUAAACAAGGGAAGCCAUCCCCAGAUAUCUUUCUUAUAGCAGCUAAAAAAUUUGAGGGUGCUCCCUUGGAUAAUGAUAGAAUUUUGAUAUUCGAAGAUGCACCAUCUGGUGUGGCAGCUGCCAAGGCUGCUGGAAUGUGGGUAGUGAUGGUUCCGGACCCCAAUUUGGACAAUGAUUUGCACAAGGGCGCUGACCAGGUCCUUGCCUCCCUAUUGGAUUUCAGACCAAGUGACUGGGGUUUACACCCUUUUGAGGAUACUUGAAGCUAAAAAUAUCAGACGACUAUAUUGAUAAUGAAGCCAUAGUGUAAUGAUUCUUGGUAUCUUUCAUGCUUUAUUUGUCACGUAAAAAUCAAGAGAAUUUGUAAUUCUCGCAUCAGUUCGCAAAUUUGGUUCACAAGGGUUGGUAAAAAUUGGGUAAACUUGUAGAUUUCUUAUUUUUACACAAAUCUUUCAGAAAAAAGAAAAACUCGUAUCAUCCUUCUAUUGAAAGAUUUACUGGCCCGUAUAGCUUGUGCGGAAUUUUGCUCUGAUUUGGCACACACAUAAGAGAUGUAAAACUGAUACUUUUUCGUCAGGAUUUUGAGCCUGAUAUUACCAGUUGACUUUAAACUAUGUCUCUUGUUUCUUGGA